Molecule: messenger RNA, 2349 nt
Organism: Symbiodinium necroappetens
Lineage: Eukaryota; Dinophyceae; Suessiales; Symbiodiniaceae
Source: the annotation of a GenBank genome assembly
GCUCGCCUCCGACAUCGGCGGCAUAGACGGCGGUUCCUUCGACGUGCUCCGAAGCCCUCGCUGCGCGGAACUUGGUGUGGCUGGGCCAAUCGGGGUAGAGGCUGCUGAUGAUCCGAAUGCAGCCAGCAGACGGGCUGGGUCUUUGCAGGGAGAUGUGCCGGAGAUUGUCGCUGCGCGCACCCCCACCCUGGCAUAUGCCCGGGCAGGCUCGUCACCUCUGGGCCCGGGCCUUGACCCGCUCGCUGCUGUCACUCACCGCAAUGACGAAGCCUGUUGGCGUGAAAUUCUCAUGCUCCCCCAAUCGGUCUUGGAUCCGCUGCGCCGUGGGGGCAAACAACACACCAAGGCAGCUGCCACGCAGCCGCCGCCAGCAAGCUCAGCGCCAGGACCUCGCCACGGUUUCGAGGGCACGGCCUGUGCUGCCCUUUUGUGCACUGGGCAGGCGCCGGACUACCUGGAGACCACUGCGACCAUUCAGCCCUCCACCCUGUGCUUGCUAGUGCCAGCUGCGCACCAAUUGCCCCCCACGCCCGAGUUGGUGCCUGACGUCGUGGCCAAAGCUUUGCGCAGCUUCAAUGGUCAACGCGGCCUCCGCCUGUCCCCUUUUGGCGAAGUUUUCCAGCGCCUGGCUGGCAAAAUGUUUGAUGUCGCGGUCCACGCCGUGCGCGCUUGGAUGGACAGACACACGGGUGGGCGCAAAAUCUUGCUGAAACUCUACUUUGAGAACGCGUUCAACUGCAUAAGCGGGAGGUGCUACUGCCCCAAUGUGUGGAAGACCAUGCCAUGGGUUGGACCGCAGGUGCAGAUCCUGCAGCCUUACAUGGAACUCCUUCAGGAGCUCUGCGUGGUCGCCCGCGGCUUCCGCGCAAUAGCCGUGCUGCACGGAAGAGCUGAGCUGGCCGCGCGUCUGCGUCCGGCACAGUGCAGUCCGCUUCCGCCAGUUUGCUCGCGACUGCACGCGUACAGCGUUGAACGCCUGCUGGCUGGGGAUAUCCCCGCGAUCGUGAGACCACUGCGGAGGUCACCGUUCGGUGAGACCUCAGGUCAAACCUCGAGUGGCACACCUUCGUCGGCCGAGGAGCCUCUGGACCUAGCGGGACGGUUCUUUACCCAGCUGGCAGCCUCGCUGCGGGUGCGAAGUCCCAACGAGGUGGGUCGCAUGUGGAAGGGGUACUUGGAGUGCGCGCUGGAUGGGCACAACCCGUGGAAGGAGCUCGGCAACACCCUUCAGCUGGGCCCACUCGGCAUAGCGAGGACGGCGGUGGUCGGCUCCGCGAGAGCUUCCGUGCGUGUAACGAAGCGAGCCCUCGGUUUUGAGAGCUGCCUCGAUUCUGAAGCCAUGGACCAGCAGUUCUGCCGCCAGGCCGAAGAGCUGGAAGCGCUGCGACAUGCUGCUGUGGGCUGUGCAAGGGAACAGGCGAGAGCUGUGCACCUGGAGACGUUGUCAGACCCAGAGGCAUUUUUGCGAUACUUAGCACACGAUCCUGUCCGAGCUUUGCGAGCCACGCCUGCUAUCAUGAAGGUCUAUCGGGAUUCUGCUGGUCCGGCGCAACGCGUUCUGCUCUUCGCCAAGCUGAUGGGUUUGUCUGCCAUGGCUGGUGGCCUUCUCUGUGGUGACCCUCGUGUUUGCAAAGCCUUUGAGGGUCCUUGGCGAGCUGGAGGGGCAUGCGGGAAUGCUUGGCACAGCUUCCGCUCCUGUUGUGAGCAGCUGGAUGAAGGGACCCUCGCGCGGAGCGAUGACUGCGAGGAGGCAGCUCUCCAAAAGCGUCCCAGAGAUGCACAUGCAGGGGAUCGAGCCUUGGCACUGCUAACGCUGAUGCGGCUUCAUUUGGCCAGAGUGCAAUUGCUGGUCACUGCGGGUUCACCCGACACCGGCAAGACCACAUUUUUUCGGGAGGUGUUUGGCCUCUCGUAUUUGAAGGCUGGCCUCUCGGAGGAGGGGCGGACGGACGAAGUGCUUUGCGCUUUGCAUCCUGACUCGGACCUGCGUUUCAGGCCUGUGUAUCUUGUCGACAUGCCGGGCUUCGGUGAUGGCACACAACUCCACCGUGCUUCCCGGAAGCCCACCGGCAUGAAGGGCAAGGUGCACGACUUGGCCACGACUCUCCAGUCCCAGAACGAGGCCUUGGGCAUCGAAAAAGGACAUGUGCACAGCAUCAAAGCGGGAAACUCGAACUCGACCAGCGGCAUGCAGUCCCAGCUGAAUGACGUGAAGCGGUACUUCGGGGCUGACAUCCAACGCAUGAUGCAAGAGUUCGAGGUGUCUCAGAAGCUGCAGGAAGCAGAGAAUGUCCGUCUACAGCAGCAGGUGACCGCUCUUAAGGGCGAGAAGACAUCUGUUCAUCAACA